Molecule: messenger RNA, 1206 nt
Organism: Mesoplodon densirostris (Blainville's beaked whale)
Lineage: Eukaryota; Metazoa; Chordata; Mammalia; Artiodactyla; Ziphiidae
Exons: 8
Coding region: 1-1206 (401 amino acids)
Biological process (GO): innate immune response; antimicrobial humoral immune response mediated by antimicrobial peptide; defense response to Gram-positive bacterium
Cellular component (GO): extracellular region
Molecular function (GO): lipopolysaccharide binding
Source: RefSeq, a predicted model, not a curated record
AUGUCUCAGAGCACAGGGGAGCUUGUCCUGAGGAGCGAGGACUCUGGAGGUCAGGCCGGCUGGGCUGGGCAGCUGCAGGAGGCUGUUCCAGCCCAGGAAGCAGUCAGCUGUGUGGGCCCCACUGGGCCUGAACAGGCUGGGGACAGUGGGGUGCUGGGCUGGAGAGGAGGUCAUGGGCCCUGUCACGAGCUCCAGAUUCCCCCAGAUUUGGACGGCUCUCAGGCACCUUCCUACUCAGCCUCCACCUGGGCCCAGCUCACCUUGUCACACAGCCCCAGAUGCUGCGGAGAGGAGCUGGUUAGGCGUUUGAUCGAGGUGGGAAGGGCGAGCGUGGUGGGAGGAGGGUCCUUGGAGGAGACCGAGCAGGAGCCACGGGGGAGGCAGGAGGGCACCCAGGAGAGUGGCAGCAGGGGACAAUCGGACUCUACGUUCUUGAGCAACCUUGCCUAUGACACUCCCCAUGGGCCCCAGGAGAGGCCAAGACGUUGUCAGGGAGAUGGAGAAACCAUUUCUUCACCUUCCACAAGAGGCUUCCCGCUCCCACUGCCCAGCAAUCCCAUGAGGCAACAGCAGGGGCUGAGGCAAGUCCAGCUCACAGCCGGGGAGGAGAUCAGGGAUGGGGCAGGUCAGGAAGACACGUGGUUGGGCCAUUGCAACAGGCCCAGGAGGGGCAUAAAGGACGGACCUGCAUGCUGGGAGGAAGCCGACUUGGGGACCAUGGAGACCAAGAGGGCCAGCCUCGCCCUGGGGCGGUGGUCACUGUGGCUACUGCUGCUGGGACUAGUGGUGCCCUCGGCCAGCGCCCGGGCCCUCAGCUACAGGGAAGCUGUGCUCCGUGCUGUGGAUCGCCUCAACGAGUGGUCCUCAGAAGCUAAUCUCUUCCGCCUCCUGGAGCUGGACCCGCCUCCCAAGGCCGACGAGGACCCGGACACCCCAAAGCCUGUGAGCUUCACGGUGAAGGAGACUGUGUGCCCCAGCACGACCCAGAAGCCCCCGGAGCAGUGUGACUUCAAGGAGAAUGGGCUGGUGAAACAGUGUGUGGGGACAGUCACCCUGGACCCGUCCAAGGACCAAUUUGACAUAGUCUGUAAGGAGCUUCAGAGUGUCAGGAGAAUUCGUAUCCGGCCUCCACGUUUGCCAAGGCCAAGGCCACGCCCGUGGGUCCCGCCAAGGUUCCCCUUUCCAAGGAUUCCCGGAAAACGGUGA